Rodentolepis nana is the source of this 177-nucleotide messenger RNA. The record is from the annotation of a GenBank genome assembly. NCBI's taxonomy places the organism in Eukaryota, Metazoa, Platyhelminthes, Cestoda, Cyclophyllidea, Hymenolepididae.
GUACUUCUGGCCAGUUGUGAGUUGGCGCCUGCUGUGGCCACAAACGCUUCUGGAGAGAGUCUGACUGUAGCGAGUGCAAAUCCCUCAGCCGUCCUCUCAUCCUCAGUCACAAUUCUCUACUUUCAACCUUGGGAGGCAGCCCAAGUUUGUAUGAUCUCUGCCUCGAUUGACAUCUGA